Molecule: messenger RNA, 4762 nt
Organism: Girardinichthys multiradiatus
Lineage: Eukaryota; Metazoa; Chordata; Actinopteri; Cyprinodontiformes; Goodeidae
Product: nephrocystin-4-like
Exons: 30
Coding region: 190-4530 (1446 amino acids)
Biological process (GO): protein localization to ciliary transition zone; negative regulation of canonical Wnt signaling pathway
Cellular component (GO): ciliary transition zone; ciliary base; cytoskeleton
Source: RefSeq, a predicted model, not a curated record
AUUACCAGGGAGAUAAAGAUAUGACGUAAAAUGGUCAAAUAACUUUCUUAAAACCAUUCUCUUUCUUGCCCUGUGAUGGUCUGGCGACCUGUCCAGGGUGUACCCCGCCUCCCACCCAUAGACUGCUGGAGAUAAGCACCAGCUUCCCCGCGACCCACUGUGGAAGAAGCGGCAGAAGAGAGGAGCAGCAUGGCAGACGGCUGGGGAGAAGUGUUUCAUAGGAACCGGCUGGUUCCCCCGUCCGGCCAAACAGUCCGCCUGGCUGCGGAAAACCACCUCACCGCUUCCCACGGCUUCCAGCUCAGCCUCAGCCGGAUCACUGCAGCUCACCUCCCGCAGGACCUGUCAGCUGAGGAAGAUGUGACCUACCAGCUGCGAAUGACUCUGUUUGACAGAAAGCUCCAACACUUCUUUGGAAAAACAUGGAAGAGUUCACCUCAAAAGAUGAAAAACAGCAAAAUUCCCUUCAACGAGGUCCUUUACCUCCAUACAUCCUUGCUGUUGCCCAGCACUCUGGUCGUUGUGGAGCUAGUGUCACUGUCACCCAAACCAGACGGCUCCCAUCUGGCUCUGGGGAGAGGUUUCACCAUCCUGGAGCUUUUUACCAACAGGCCAGAGGGUCAAAGUACUGAUGGAGACAGAAGGCUGAAUCUACACCAUGGAUCACCGAGAGGCCUCCUCCACCCCUCACUGAAGGACCAGGUUGACUAUGGCAAUCUGUUGAAGGUAAUUGAUGGAGCACAUUUGGACUGUCAGGUAAAAACACAUCCUUCACUGAAAUCCGCAAUGCAUCUCCUUCCUGAGAAUGCUCUUGUGUGUGGAGAGGACACCAUACCUGGGCUCAUCUCCUCUCCAACAGGAGAUGUUCUGCUGAGGCCUCAGCUGCUCAAAACGACGCCCUUCACCCUGGAUAGACUGACCAUUUCCCUCCAGCCUUCCCUGGAGAAGUUUGAGAGCCUUCUGUUGCAGCUCAUCAAUGCUGACUGCCAGAACACAAAACAACCCGAACCAGAGGAUGCACAAAGAACAGUUGUCAUCCAGGAACGGAGACUUCAUGUCGGUGUGCAUAAUGGCUUGUGUUUCCUUGAUAAGCCCCAAGUAGUGGUCUUGGAGCCUGUUGCUUCAGGGGUCAGAGGACGAGCAGACAGCACCUCUAAGAAGAGCAUACUGGUCAAGGACAGCUCAGCAACAUCACCACGUCCUCAGAUGCUGGGCCUCCGCAGCAGCCUGGAGAUCAAACUGGCCAAUAAUCAGGCUUUGGCAAUCGUUUUUCAGCUAGAGUACGUCUUCUCUGCUCCCAUAGGCCGUGAGACUAUGCUGUCUGCUACCUCCACAUCCCGAGCUGCCUUCUUGCAGUGCCUUCGUUGGGGGAUUUGGUGCCCCUUCCAGGAGCUAGCUGACCGGAAAGGCAAAGAGGUACAGCUUGUUCUGCAAGGAGGUGCAAAACCGAACCCUUUUGGAGUGAUGGUCUACAGCACAGGGACCUCUGUCCAAACUCAAAGCCCUGCAGCAGGCUCAGCUUCAAGCACAGCUCAGGACUUGGAGGCGAAGGAUGAGAUAAGAUUUUGGCUGUUGCCCAGCGUGGAAAAGAUGCCAUCCAGCCCAAGGGCAUCGCUGAGGACCAAGCAGGAGGAUGUGUCACGUCAGAGAGCAUCACCUUCACAAGGUCAAAAACACGUCCCUCCCACCUCUCCUCCUGAUUCCCCUCAAGGCCCUGGGCUCUCACUGUCUCAGCUGGCAGCUACUUCACACUACCCGACCAUCAGCCACUCCAGCUCUGCGUUACCGGGGCAACAGUCAUUUCCUUCUCUGCUCCAUCCUUCCCCAUUGGCAUCAGCCCACCAGCUGUCACAUGUCGCCUGCUCUGCUGUCAGCCACAUCACCCACCUGGAGAUGGACUUUCAGCAGGAAGGUGAUGACAUGACCUCCAAGGAGAAAGAAGGAGACCAGCUUCAAGAGCUGCCCUUCACCCCUGUCCAUGCUCCUGUCAUUACUCUUGUAAUGAAUGUGCCGAGCUCCUGCUCAGUCAGCUCCAGGAGCUCACUGGCACACCUUUUCUCUGCCGGCUAUCCUGAAAUUGUGGACUGCAGCGGGCAGGUGGCAGAAGUCCUAGAUCCCACUGAACCCCUGCCCUUCGAUCCUCAGCGGGAGGAAGCUGACCUUUUGCAGGGAAACCUGCUGGUGUUUCAGUUUCUGGCAUUUACCAGAAUACAAGCCGCAGGUGUCGCUAGCGACUGGCCUCGCAACAUCUAUGUUACCUUCCAGUUUUAUCGCUUUCCACCUGUCACUUCACAGCAACUUAGGCUGCUGACCAGCGAUAAGGUUCAGCACAACGCUAGUGAGGCGCUUCCUUGUGUGUUAGCCACCAUCAACAGAGACGGAUCUGUUAAUAGUGGUUCUCCAGGUCUGCAGGUACAGUUCAGAGUUGAUGACUGUUUCUUGAAGACAGGAGAGAAGCGCUGGUUCCUCCGCUACCUGGCCCUCCACAACAUGCACAUCGACAUCUGGGACAGUGACUCAUUGCUCCUCAUCGGUUCUACAGCCAUCGAGCUCAAGUACAUGCUGCGUCAGGGAAGAUCUGCCGUCCAGGCUCUUCAUGAAUUGAAGGUCCUGACCACAGAUUAUGUAGGAGAGGACACCUUACUGACUGACAAAGAUCCUGGUCGACGCUCAGCAUCCAGCCCAAUGACAGUUUGCAAUGUUGUUAAAGGCCGGCUCCACAUACGAACGGGAAACACAGGAUGUCCAGUUGACCCUAGCAGGAAUAGAGCAGCAGACGGGAUAUCAUUUCAUUCCCACAUCAUCACACCUCGUGAAGUCACCUGUGGCUUUAAAGGAGGAAGCCUGUCUCCCAGAAACAUUCUCCAACUUAAUGCCUGUUUUUACUUGGCAGCAAAGGAUACUGUACAAGAACACAGGUUGGAUGGAGAUUGGAUGCUGUUGUACAGAAAUAGGAUCAGAGCUCACGACAUCACCCACGAAGUGCAACACCUUAACACCGAGAGCGGGCGGCGGAAGCUGGACUGCAUGGCUGCAGUGCAUCGACUGGAGGCUAAGAAAAACGCAAAAGAAGCCGAUGUUAUGGGUCUCAAACCAACAGCUCGGUUGAUCAGAGAACAUCAACCUAGCGAGGACUACAGCAAGGCAGAGGGAAUUGCAAAUAUGCUGAGCCAGGCCAUCACCACCCAUCAUCUUCUCUAUGCCAGCCUGGGCUCUGCUGAAUACAUGGAGUUUGUCCUGAAGAAUCCCUUUAACAUGCCUCAGACGGUCACCAUUCACACCGAUGACUCAGAGCUCAGUGUCAUCACUGACACCGAGGAGUGGCGUUACUUCAAAGCACUGACAAAAACCUCUACCCCACUGGAGGAGAACAUGUUUCAUGUGGAAAAAGGUGCUCCUGGUCCCAGGGUUUAUCUCCGGCCUAAAGAAAGUGUCCACAUUCCCCUGAAGUACCAGAGUUUCUGGUGCAACAACACCAUAGCUGUCCAGGGACCAAGCUUCUUACCUACAGGCAAAGGUUCCCAGAUGGCCAAGAGGAAUCUGUCCAACAUUAUUAAUGCCAAAAUUAUCAAGGUUACAUUCAGAGCAGAAGAUGGCAAGCCGAUGGCCAUCUGCCAAGUGAAUGUGGAGCCAACACCCCAUGUUGUGGACCAGACUUUCCGACUUUACCACCCUGAACUUUGUUUCCUGAAGAAGGCCAUCCGCUUACCGCCAUGGCAGGACCCAACAGCUGAAGACCCAGAUUCCUGGACUCUUAAUUCUGUUCGCUGCAGUGACCCUAAUAUCAUCUGCCAGACAAGGAUGCUGGUUCCAGGAGAGCCUCAGGAUGUGUACUUGAAAGUGCCCGGGAGUCCCAGUCCACACAUAAAGAUGUUCUUUGUGAUGGUUUUCACUGAUAAGUGGAUGGCAGCACCCUCUCAGAUCUGGCAGGUUUACGUGCAUUUUCUGGAGCGCGUGGACAUCAACUGUGUGACUGGCCAGAGAACCUGUCAAUCUCUGGUUCUGAGGGGAAGACAGGCUGUUCGCAAGAUCAAAUGUUUCUCAUCACACUCAAAGGAAAUUGAGGUGGACCCAGCCGGUGUGUUUGUUUUGUCUCCUGCCGCUGUGCAGGAACUCAAACUAAGGGUCCAACCAUGGCAGGCUGGCAGCCGCUUCCUGUAUGUGAAUGCUGUAGACAUGGAUCAGCAGCGGCUGGUCGCUGCCUGGCUGCUAUGUCUCAAUGUCCACCGUCCUAUACUGUCAAAGGCAUUUGAAGUGUCCGUUCCAGUUGCUAAUGGGCGUGGCAGCUCCAGAAAAAUGACGUACACCAACCCUUACACAAGCACACGCAAAUUCCUGCUCCGCUCCGACCAUCCUGACCUGCUUCAGUUCAGAGAGGAUAAAUUCCAGAUUGGCGGCGGAGAGAGUCACACCAUCGGAUUACGAUUUGCUCCCAGCCAGAGUCCAGGCUCGGCUGAGAUCCUGGUUUACGUCAAUAACUUGGAGGAGAAAACCGAGGAGACGUUCUGCGUGAAAGUCAACUAUUCUUGAGCAUCUGUCUGAAAAGGCUGCCUGUAUUAGAGCAAUAUUUCAUGAAUAUAUCUAAUUUUAUAUCCCAACAUUCUUUCAUUAUUUCUUGUAUAAGGUGUGUAGUUUGUAAAUAAGCAAUUUUUCCAAGUCUUGUUUGCUGGCUCACUUGGUUUUUUUCUAACACAAAUCUUUACGACCAAAACACACAAGUUUGAAGUUUGUAAAAAGGAAUAAAAAAGUAAUUAAAGCAGAA